This is a messenger RNA of Fusarium tjaetaba, 663 nucleotides long. RefSeq names its product glutathione S-transferase. Bases 1 to 663 code for a protein of 220 amino acids. Lineage: Eukaryota; Fungi; Ascomycota; Sordariomycetes; Hypocreales; Nectriaceae. The record is from RefSeq and is a predicted model, not a curated record. The transcript has a single exon.
AUGGCAUUUAACAAAGUCUCGCAAUUUACCAUCUUUCGUGGCCCUGGAAAACCAACCGCCUUUCCAUGGUCCCCCUUCGUCAUCAAACUCGAAGCUCGUCUUCGUUUCGCCAGCGUGUCCUACAGGGUAGCCGAAGGAUCACCGAAAACUGCACCACGAGGAAAGAUCCCAUACAUUGAAGCUGAAGGCGAGACUCUUAGCGACUCGACGUAUAUUAUCAAACGAUUUAUCGACAAUGGUCUCAUUCCUGAUCUUAACGCAAGCUUGACCCCUGUUCAGAAAGCACAAGAUCUUGCGUUUAGAGCUCUUUUGGAAGAAAAGGUUUACUUUUACGGCACUCGCGAGAAAUGGUGUGAUAAUUAUUACAUCAUGCGUUCCAACAUCUUUGCUUCUAUGCCGUGGCUUCUACAGGUCGUUAUAGGAUAUUUAGCUGCUCGUGCAAAUGCAAGAACUGCGUAUGGACAAGGAACGGGCCGUUUGACAGAUGAAGAAGUCAACGAGUUAAGAGAGGAAGUUUGGCAGAGUGUUGAAGCUUUACUUGCUGAGGCGAGGAUGAGGAACAAGGGCGAUGGACCGUUCUGGGCUCUUGGUGGUGAUGAGCCUACGGAAGUUGAUGCGACGAUAUUUGGCUUUAUUGCUUCGUCGUUGAUCUGUGAAGCGUGA